Messenger RNA from Sphaeroforma arctica JP610, 357 nucleotides. RefSeq lists its product as hypothetical. The transcript has 3 exons. The record is from RefSeq and is a predicted model, not a curated record. NCBI's taxonomy places the organism in Eukaryota, Ichthyosporea, Ichthyophonida. Bases 1 to 357 code for a protein of 118 amino acids.
AUGAAAGAUAUUGGGUUGCUGCUGGACAAGCUUCGACUGGGCGUUGCGCCGGAUCUGAAUCGGGUUAUCUCGAGCAACGUGCUCGUGAAAGCUGAGGAGGAUAUUUUGGAAUUGUUCCAAAAUCUGUCAAAUGCCGAAUUGAGUCUGAUUGUGACGACUAUCAAUGUGGGGAUGUUGGUGUCAAAUGUGCGAGAUCGGCCCAAUGGCUGGGGAAAAUUCACCCACCACAAGCGCCGGCUCUUGCAAUUCCUUUGUAUCGAUCGUUUGGCGGCGAUGGACGCAGCAGCUCGCGCUGCUAUUUUAAAUGGAAUGCAGGUGGCAGGCUUGUUCAAGGUGAGCGGCGCAGUGACUCUGUGA